Messenger RNA from Penaeus chinensis, 2940 nucleotides. It is a transcript of the gene CysRS, whose product is annotated as cysteine--tRNA ligase, cytoplasmic-like. The transcript has 14 exons. NCBI's taxonomy places the organism in Eukaryota, Metazoa, Arthropoda, Malacostraca, Decapoda, Penaeidae. Gene Ontology annotation, biological process: cysteinyl-tRNA aminoacylation. Gene Ontology annotation, cellular component: cytoplasm. Bases 165 to 2324 code for a protein of 719 amino acids. Gene Ontology annotation, molecular function: cysteine-tRNA ligase activity; ATP binding. The record is from RefSeq and is a predicted model, not a curated record.
AAUCAGUAAUCUUGUAAUGAGGGGACUAAUCGCAUAAUACCUCCUUCAUAAAUUAAGCUUAAUCUCUCCCAGUGAACAAUAAAACUCACACUGUAAAAGAGCGAUAAAGAGUGACUCAUCGCUGAGUCUGGGACACGUCUGUGAGGAGACAAAACUGACUGAAGAUGCCUAAGCGCCCAGAUUAUCAGUGGUCUGCCCCAGAGGGGGUCGAGUCUCCAAAACUCCACCUGUACAACUCCAUCACUAGAAAGAAGGAGCUGUUUAAACCACAGAACCAUGUAGUUACUUGGUACAGCUGUGGGCCAACAGUCUAUGAUGAUUCUCAUAUGGGUCAUGCAAGAUCGUAUGUCAGCUUUGACAUCCUGCGGAGGGUGAUGCAGGACUACUUUGGAUACCCUGUCAAGUAUGUCAUGAACAUCACUGAUAUUGAUGACAAGAUUAUUAAGCGAGCUCGCACCAGAUACCUUGUCAAGAAAUAUAAAGAGUCUCAAGUUUCCAAGGAUAAGUUGGUUGAAGACAUUUUCUCAGCUGUGGAACACCACAAUUCCAUCAUUGCAGCAACCACAGAUCAAGAUAAACUCAAAAUGCUGGUUGAGGAAGUGCAGAAGGUGAAGAUUGCUGCAGAUGCAUUACAGAGUGUUGCCAGUUCAGGGAAUGCUUCUGAAAUCAGCAAGCACCAAGAUCAGCUGAUGGCCAGUGCUGAGAGUGUACUGGGUGAAUGGCUGGACAAAGAGAAGGGGAAGGAAGUUACGGAAAACUCCAUUUUCGCAGACUUGCCGCGGCAUUUUGAGAAUGAGUUUAACAAGGACAUGGAUGCUCUCAAUGUACUUCCAGCUGACGUUGUAACCAGAGUGUCUGAGUACGUGCCUCAAAUUGUGGACUACGUGAAGAAGAUUAUCGACAAUGGCUAUGCUUAUGAAUCUUGCGGCUCUGUGUACUUUGAUGUGGGAAAGUUUGAUGCAGAGCCAAGCCACUAUUAUGCCAAGCUAGUUCCUGAGGCCUAUGGCAACCAGGAGGCUUUGGAGGAAGGUGAGGGAGCACUCUCCACCACUGCCACCCAGGAGAAGAGGAGCCCCAAUGACUUUGCUCUGUGGAAAGCCUCCAAGCCUGGUGAGCCAGCGUGGCCCUCUCCCUGGGGUCCCGGCAGGCCAGGGUGGCACAUUGAGUGCUCUUGCAUGGCCUCAGAUGUCAUUGGAGACUCUCUUGACAUCCACACAGGUGGUGUUGAUUUGAAAUUCCCUCACCAUGACAAUGAACUGGCACAAGCAGAGGCAUAUUACAACAAUGAUCACUGGGUGCGGUACUUCUUGCACACGGGUCACCUGCACAUUGAUGGCUGCAAGAUGAGCAAGAGCCUCAAAAACUUCAUAACCAUCAAGAAGGCCCUGGAAGAGACGUCGGCUGCGCACCUGCGGGUAGCCUUCCUCCUGCACACCUGGAAGGACACGUUGGAUUAUAGCUCGAACACCAUGGAAGGAGCCAAACAAUUCUACAAGAUGGUUAGUGAAUUCAACCUGAAUGUUCAGGAUCUGGUUCGUCGUAUUGGAAACACUAGCACACAGUGGAGUAAUACAGAUAUGCAGGUGGAGACAACAUAUAAUAACACAAGAGUAAAUGUUCAUAAGGCACUGUGUGAUAACAUUGACACCAGAACAUCACUAGACCACAUGAGGGACCUCAUUACAGAAGCCAACAAAUACAUGAAUAACAACCAGCAGGUCAACUCUCAAUUGAUGAUCAACAUAAACAGCUACGUCCUGAAAAUGAUGAACAUGUUUGGUGUUACUAUUGGUGAUCAGAGUGGAGGCAGUGGCCAGAGCUCGGAGAAGCUUCUUGCGGUAGCUGAAGUAGUGGGAGAUGUUCGAGAGAAACUCCGUCAGUGGUCUAGAGGAAAGGAUGUAGAUGCCAAAGAACUCCAGGGGAAACUCCUAAGCCUCUGUGAUAGCAUUCGCGAUGAUAUGCUACCUCCGCUUGGGGUCAGGCUGGAAGACAGAGACGGAGGUGCACCAAGUAUUAAACUUGUAGAUGCGGCAGAGCUUAUGCAAGAGAUCAAGCUAAAGAAAGAGCAAGAAGCUGCCAAGAAGGAGGAGAAGGAAAGGAAGAAGGCAGAACAGGCAGCAAAGCAAGCCGCCAAGGACAAGGAGGUGCCCAGUGACCCGAAGGACAUGUUCCGCACCCCUGAAUAUUCGCAGUGGGAUGAGAACGGCCUGCCAACGCACGACAAGGAAGGCAAGGAAAUCACCAAGAGCCAGUUAAAGAAACUUACCAAGCUCAUGGAAGCCCAGAAAAAGAAGUUUGAGAAGUGGCAAGCACAACAGGCGUAGUAUAAUUUAUAAAAAAUUUUUGCUUCCAUGAUCUGUUGGGUGGAAUGUGAUUAAUAAAAAAUAUUCCAACCGAAGUUGAUUUCUUGUCAUUUUACAUGAUUCAUGAUUUUGCAUGAUACCUUGCAUGAUUUCAGCUUUAAAGGCAUAAUUAUGAUAUUGGGAUAUUGGUGAUUGGCAUUUUAUGAUUCAUUUCUUUUUUUAUAACCUCUAAUUCUAGAGCUGAGAGCUAAAAGUGAUUUAAAGGCCAAUGUCAUCAGUGCAUUGGGGGUGCCACUCGAGCAUUUUUUAUAAUUAAAAAAAGAAUCAUAUAUCCCAACGCAAGUCUGAUUGAUACAAGUGGUUGCAUUUUGAAUAUAUAGUGACCGAAAGCUUCUAAAUUGGCUGCUUUUACUAUGCUAUUCUUUGCUUGAAGUCAAUAUGCCAUUUUCAGUUGCAGAAAUAAGAGAAAAUAUAUUUAUAUUUCAAAGACAGUUUCAUUUUUAAGCCAUAAAAUGGUGGAGAAACUUUAGAGAGGGAAUUAGGAGAAGUGGUUUAAACAUCAAGAGAAGUAAAUGUCUUGAUUUAUCAUUUAAUCAUCAAAAAAUAGUUCUUGCAAUUAUUGUUUUGAAACCAUAAA